This is a messenger RNA of Liolophura sinensis, 699 nucleotides long. RefSeq lists its product as uncharacterized. The transcript has 6 exons. The record is from RefSeq and is a predicted model, not a curated record. Lineage: Eukaryota; Metazoa; Mollusca; Polyplacophora; Chitonida; Chitonidae. The coding region runs from base 80 to 610 and encodes 176 amino acids.
CUAACCAUAACUGCCCUAGGACAGAAACAGAUCAGAUUUGUGUUCAAGGUUUCCUUCGUUCAAAAAUUCUGUCGACGCAAUGCUGUCCUACAGGUUCUCAGUGACAAUCGCUUAUUUGGCCUUGAGCAUUGCUGUCAUUUGUGCUAAGCAGACAUGCGACAUUCAGGGCUGUCCAACAGGAUUUGAAUGUCUGGAAGAAAAGACUCUUAAAGCAGCCAAGACUCCUAGAUGUCUCCCAGACAUCAGAGAGAUUCUCAGAGGGCGUUUGGACGAAUAUGAAUUGGCCUGGAAUACCCGAAAUUACCAGGCCUUGGAGGAUUUCUACACCGAGGACAGCGUCUUCGUGCCGGCUGGUGUAGAUAUUCGAAGGGGUAGCGAUGGUUAUGCUGAAUUCAUUGAGGACCUGAUUACCGAAAACAACUGGUUAAAUGCCACAUGGACCAUACAAGACGUAAUCUAUGUCACAGACGAACAAGUGUUCACAAUUGACACCUUCGCUUGGGCAAGGAACAAUACGAACCCUCUAACUGGCAAAGACAUCAUCAUGUGGAAGCUAAUAGACGGAAUAUACUAUAUUCAGUACGGGGUCGCUAAUUUGCCUGGAGCAUAACCAAGCUCAUUUUACUAUGGAAUGUUGUAAUUGUUCAUCUCCAUGGCAGAUGACUCCUUCGAGAAUAAAGUAUACAUACUUCAUUUAAA